Molecule: messenger RNA, 5911 nt
Organism: Rhinolophus ferrumequinum (greater horseshoe bat)
Lineage: Eukaryota; Metazoa; Chordata; Mammalia; Chiroptera; Rhinolophidae
Gene: KPNA1
Product: karyopherin subunit alpha 1
Exons: 14
Coding region: 203-1819 (538 amino acids)
Biological process (GO): postsynapse to nucleus signaling pathway; NLS-bearing protein import into nucleus
Cellular component (GO): cytoplasm; nucleoplasm; nucleus
Molecular function (GO): protein binding; nuclear import signal receptor activity
Source: RefSeq, a predicted model, not a curated record
CGUGCGCAGACGCACUGCGAACGCCGGCUGAGCUAGGUCUUGCUGCUGGUUGCGCGGCGGCGGAUCGCGAGGCCUGGUGAGCACGGCCAAGGAUCUCGCCGGCUCUUCGAGGUUGUGUGCGCGAGGGGUACUGCGGCCGGCGAGCGAGCAAGCGGCUCACCACAGCAGUGGCACGGGGAUCGCCCGCCGUUAGCCUGAAAUCAUGACUACUCCGGGAAAAGAAAACUUUCGCCUGAAAAGUUACAAAAAUAAGUCCCUGAAUCCUGAUGAGAUGCGCAGGAGAAGGGAGGAAGAAGGACUGCAGUUACGCAAGCAGAAAAGAGAAGAGCAGUUAUUCAAGAGAAGAAAUGUUGCUACAGCAGAAGAAGAAACAGAAGAGGAAGUUAUGUCAGAUGGAGGCUUCCAUGAGGCUCAGAUUAAUAACAUGGAGAUGGCACCAGGUGGUGUUAUUACUUCCGACAUGAUCGAAAUGAUAUUUUCCAAUAGCCCAGAGCAACAGCUUUCAGCAACACAGAAAUUCAGGAAAUUGCUUUCAAAAGAACCUAAUCCUCCUAUUGAUGAAGUCAUCAGCACCCCGGGAGUAGUGGCCAGGUUUGUGGAGUUCCUCAAACGAAAAGAGAAUUGUACACUGCAGUUUGAAUCAGCUUGGGUAUUGACAAAUAUUGCUUCAGGAAAUUCUCUUCAGACCCGGAUUGUGAUUCAGGCAGGAGCUGUGCCUAUCUUCAUAGAGUUGCUCAGCUCAGAGUUUGAAGAUGUCCAGGAGCAGGCAGUCUGGGCUCUUGGCAACAUUGCUGGAGAUAGUACCAUGUGCAGGGACUAUGUGUUAGACUGCAAUAUUCUUCCCCCUCUUUUGCAGCUAUUUUCAAAGCAAAACUGCCUGACCAUGACCCGGAAUGCAGUAUGGGCUUUGUCUAAUCUCUGUAGAGGGAAAAGUCCACCUCCAGAAUUUGCAAAGGUUUCCCCCUGCCUGAAUGUGCUUUCCUGGUUGCUGUUUGUCAGUGACACUGAUGUACUGGCUGAUGCCUGCUGGGCCCUCUCAUAUCUAUCCGAUGGACCCAAUGAUAAAAUUCAAGCAGUCAUUGAUGCAGGAGUAUGUAGAAGGCUUGUGGAGCUGCUGAUGCAUAAUGAUUAUAAAGUGGUUUCUCCUGCUUUGCGGGCUGUGGGAAACAUUGUCACAGGUGAUGAUAUUCAGACCCAGGUAAUUUUGAAUUGCUCAGCUCUGCAGAGUUUAUUGCACUUGCUGAGUAGCCCAAAGGAAUCUAUCAAAAAGGAAGCAUGUUGGACAAUAUCGAAUAUCACAGCUGGAAAUAGGGCACAGAUCCAGACGGUGAUAGAUGCCAACAUUUUUCCAGCCCUCAUUAGUAUAUUACAAACUGCUGAGUUUCGGACAAGGAAAGAAGCAGCAUGGGCUAUCACAAAUGCAACUUCUGGAGGAUCAGCUGAACAGAUCAAGUACCUCGUAGAACUGGGUUGUAUCAAGCCACUCUGUGAUCUCCUCACAGUCAUGGACUCUAAGAUUGUACAGGUUGCCCUAAAUGGCUUGGAAAAUAUCCUGAGGCUUGGAGAACAAGAAGCCAAAAGAAACGGCACUGGCAUUAAUCCUUACUGUGCUUUGAUUGAAGAAGCUUAUGGUCUGGAUAAAAUUGAAUUCUUGCAGAGUCACGAAAACCAGGAGAUCUACCAGAAGGCCUUUGAUCUUAUUGAGCAUUACUUCGGGACGGAGGAUGAGGACAGCAGCAUCGCACCCCAGGUUGACCUUAGCCAGCAGCAGUACAUCUUCCAGCAGUGUGAGGCUCCUAUGGAAGGUUUCCAGCUUUGAAGCAACACUCUGCCGUCAUGUUCCUGUGUCAGACCAGGCUGCCCAGUCAAGUCCUCCUGUGGAGCCCACAGUCCUCAUGGAGCUAACUUCGCAAAUGUUUUCCAUAAUACUGUUUGCGCUCAUUUGCUUGCCUUGCGCACCUGCUCUCACACAUCUGGAAAACCUCUGGCUCUCUGUGGUGGAAUACCCUUCUAAGAAAAGGGUAACCAGAACGGCCCACUCUCUUAAGGAAAAUCCCUAGGCUUUGGAGAUCUGCACUUCUAUAUUAUAAGAGUCAUGGGAACAUACACAUAUUAAUGUGGCUCCCUUUUUUUGUGGGGGGAAAAGAGGACUCCUCCUCAUUCUCUUUAAAGUGGGAAAAAAUACUGACGUUAAAAGAUGAGACUAAACCUUUAUCUUGAAUUUCACACAACUACUUGCAACAAGGGAGAUGUUCAGCCCUGUUGUGUACACUUCAGAGUACUUUCCAUGAGUUCUUCCACAGUGAACCCUUGGAUUACCUGGUGGCUUUCUCGAGCCAAAUUUGCAUUAAUCCUUACUGAGAUUGGAUGGUUUUCUUUCCUCUAUUGGCGCCAUUCUUCACAGAUAUUAAAGUUAAACCAUCCAGUCCCUCACCUUCAGCCUUCAGUGAAUGUGCUUUUAGUUGUCAGGAAUGCUGAAGAAUUAACACUUUGAUUCUUAAAUGUGAUACUGGUUUGAAGAUUCCCUUAGAACAGAAAGGAGAGGGGCACAUAUUAAUUUGUACGGCUAGUGCUUCUCUUUGGUCUUAUGUGUCUUAGGAUUUGGAAGUGGUUCAGUUCUAAUGAAGAUUUAGAAUCCUUAGUUAUUGAAACAAAAAAGUAAAAAAACAAGACAAAAACCCCCGUGCAAUUUUUCCCAAACUUAACCAGUGUGACUAGAGGCUGUGUUUCUGCAUUAAAACAAAUGUUUCAGGCUUUGUGGUCCUGAUCAAGGUCCUCAUUAAACUGGGAGCUCACCCUAGGUGCUUUCCCCUCUGUGACUGGCAGGUAACACAUACUUUUAAAGGUUACUUAGGGAAUUUUUUUUUCUUCAUUGGGUGCAGCUUGAUUCCAAUGUAUUCAUGCUGCAUAUAUGAUCCCUUAAUGUAACAUCCUUAUCUUAAUAACCAUCUUCUCAACAUGACCUGUUUAACCCAAAUAAGGGCAGUGAUCUUUUUCUUAUAACCUCAUUGUUCCCUAAUCAUUUCAUCUCCUACUAGUAUUGCCCAGUCAAGUGCCCCCCCUACCCCCCCCCCGCCCCAUAAAAGCAGCUUCUACCUUCUGGAUCAUUUAAUGAUGACUGCAAUCCAUACCUGUAAGUGGCGCUUCCAGUACUGUCUUCAGUGAUCCACAUUUGUGCUUGGACUGGAACGAAAGACAUAAGCUUAAUUGCCAAGAGAACUGCAAUUGAACACACGACUUCUUGGUGCUCGUUGGCCAUCUUGACUCAGUGUUGGGACGGACACACUAUCAGAGAAGAUUUGUAUUUGUGGAUAUGCUAUUCAAAAUGAAUUCUGAAGGAAAAGUUGCUCACUUCUGUUUCAGCGAAUACCCUUUAAACGUACUUUAUAAUCUUGUCCUCUUCCUAGAAUUCAUUAAAACCCCAAAGUGUAACUAUUUGGAAGUUCCCCUGACAAGCUAUUAUACAUCUCUGGUAAAUCCUGCUGAAUGUCAGGGAUAUUCAGAGCUUUCAUACCUCAUGUCAUUUAAGCAGUCAUCCUGUGUGACCUGAUUUAAACUUUAAAAAAAUCCACUUCAUUUAAAGUAGAAAGAUACAAAGACAAAGGACAUUUAUCAGCCAAGCCUGUGACCCAGUCUUCGCAUCUAGCCUAUAGUUGUGUCUGUGCUCUGGAUGGAUACCGUCUGAUGUCUGUCUGUCAUUGAUGGAGCAGCCACUGCAAAACUAGUCACCUCCCAUCUAUAAUGUUACUUUUUCUAGUGCUGCUUUGUGCUGAAAGAACAUUUUAGUUUACUGCACUUGACCUGUAAAAGACUUUUGAUUCUUUGUAAUUUUAGGGACAAGUUAGGUGGUUAAUUUAAAGAAAAACUUUCAGUGUUACCUUUACAUCACAUUAAAAUAUAACUUCUUUCAGAAGGGUAAUAGAAGCACUGAUUCAUAGUAAAAAUCUUGUUUUUAGCUUUGACUUUUUUUUUGUGGCUGAGUUUUGUAAAAUUGUAAAUUACUGGUAAUACAUCAUUUCUCUAGGGUGUUUUAAAUUAUGUACCUUCUAUUGGGUAAUUUUAAAAAAUUUCAGUUCAUUUUGAUAAACCAAUUUGAAUGGAAAAAAUACAAAGCACACAAAGUCGUUUCCCCUAGUAAGAAUAGCUUACAUUGGGAAUUUUUGCUAGCAAAUGCAGGUGUAUCAAAUGAAUGAAUUAAAACAAAGUCCAUUCAACUGAUGUGGUCUAUUUUCUGUUUAAAACAGAGGUGUUUAUCUUGCUCCUGUCGUAGAAGUUCAUGAGCCACGAGUUACAAGCUAAUUUCUUUUUUAGAAUAAAAUGGGUUUUUUUAAAUAUAAAAAUUGGAAUUGACUAAAAGUUAAAUCCCAGCAUAAUUGUUGAGAACUGAUAAAGCAGCCUUUUUUGGUAAUAGAAAUGACAUUUUAGGAGAUAACUAAGUUCUGUUUUUAGUUCUCUGCCUGGCAGAUUAUUAAUUUACUUUCAAUUUAUUGAAUAACUUCAGAUGUUACUCAUUACAAAAGCAUGUUAAUUUCAACACAGGAAAACUCUUCUGCAGUUUCUAUACUGAUGAGGGGCAAAGUCGUUGAUUCCCUCCUCCCCCCUUUUCUCCUCCAAACUUUCAAAGUAUGUUCUUUGUAAUGAGAACUUCAGUGGGGAAAAAAAGCAUUGAGAGGAUUUGAGAUGUAAAGGCACCUUGUAUCUGAAGGACCAGGUGGAUAUGGUUAGAUUGGGAAAUACCGGGAAAGGUAAAAAAGAUAGAUAUAAAGAAUGGUGAGAUUCAGGAGACCGUUUUCCAUGGAACAUGUUAAUUCAUAUUCUUGUUGCUAAUUAGGACCCCUUUAAACUUAAAACCUUUGUCAGCUGUAUUGUUUUUGAAAACUCUCUUCCCCGAGGAUUGUUUCUUCCAUCUCCCAGAUAAAACUGAAUGGGCUCAGAGUUGUUUUCAUUAUUGUCAUAGAUACAAACAUUGACAAUUAUUCCAUAAUAAAUCUGAAUUAUUCCAGAUUGUUGCUGAUUUUGCCUAAGAAAAAAAUAUGUAGUAUAUUUUAUAAACCAAACUUUGUCAACUAAAUCCUAUUACACAUGUCCACCCGCAGGCAACUUUGAAUUUACUUCUCUAGUGCUAAAUAAACAUUUGUUAUUUAAUCCCCCAGUUUGGGGUUGUAUUAUGAAAGGGUUUUUCCUCAGGUUGAAGGAUUUCUUUUCUUUCUUGCUGAUUAGUUUUGUGAACAUUUUUAUAUCAACAGAUAAGUCAUAACUGUUUUAGGGUUGGGGCUUUUAUAUGUAUUAGAAAAUUGUGAUGUCUAAGGAUGAUGUUCAGCAAAGAAAAAGGAUCCCGUUUUAGAAAGGGGCAUUGUUUGCUUUUCAUAUUUAUAUGCCAUAUGCUACCUCCUACAUUCCAAAAUUUGCUCUUUUGCAGAGAUAGGUGUACCUACCUACACAUGGGUGUCUCAAAUCUGAAUUUUUUGCCACAUAAAAUUAACAGCCAUUUUCUUCUGUCGUGAGGUGAGCAAAGUAAAUAUAUUACCUACCCAGUUGGGAAAUACUUGGGGCUACCUUUUCCUAUCAUCAAAAGUUAAAGUUAUACAUAUAAAAAAAGUAAUUGAAUGCUACGUGUGCCACUAGUACAGUAAGUCUGCUCUAAGAUGGAAAAUAUAGCAUGCUUUAUUGUCAGAAAAGGAUAGGUAAUAACAGUGGGUACCAGGGCAUCAGAAGAAUGUAUGCUAAAAUGAAACAACAUAUGCUGAUUUUAAAAACAUAAAAUUGCUACUCGACAUAAAAUGUAUCUGGAUGUUUGGAGUAAGAAGAAAGUAUAAAGGGUAGAUGAAAUUCCAUUCUGUUUUCAACUAAGGGAGAUAAGUCCCACUGUGUUUUCCUAUAGGUCAAAUAAAGGUAACUUGUCUUUAUUUGA